AUGUCCUUGUUGCAUACUACUCUUGGAUCGAAUGAAUGGCGCUCUGACAGAAUGCUCCGAUCGCAUGGAUUGCUCAAGUGCCUAGCGCAAUGCCACGUUGUGCUUGGUUUGAUAAUUUUUAUAUUGGCUGCAUUAGCAGAUUAUAUGAGCUCACGAAUUCAUACAAUUCGAAUGAUUGGUCUUGAGGAAUGUUGCUCGUUCUACUUCAUCUUAACGGGUAUCAUUGGAAUUUGUGGUUCAGCCAGUCAUCGUCGUGGUCUAAUAUUGGCAUUCAUGGUAAUGAAUCUGCAUGCAAUCCUUAUUUUCGUACCAGCAAUUGUAAUUGUUUCUAGCUUCGAUAUACAUUUUUACCAGGCUGAAUGUUUCGGUGAAUGUGAUUGGCAUCUGCUAGCGACUAGUUUGCCGGAAAAUAGUCGAUGUCAAAUCCUUUGUGGCGAAAAUAUUGACGACAACAAGAGAAGUUUGAUGACACGAUUGGGGACUGAGUAUCGUUUGGAUGCUGGGAUUAUUGCAGCAACUAUCUUGCAACUGGUACUAUCUCUUUUUUCCGCAUCACUUUGCUGUCGGGAAAUAUGUAUUGAGUGUCAGCCGAUCAUGUGGAAUCAUGAGAAUCAGCAGCUGGAUAUGAUAAUGCCGCUAAACUUGCAGGAUGGUGCUUCGAACUAA
Molecule: messenger RNA, 666 nt
Organism: Brugia malayi
Lineage: Eukaryota; Metazoa; Nematoda; Chromadorea; Rhabditida; Onchocercidae
Exons: 6
Coding region: 1-666 (221 amino acids)
Cellular component (GO): membrane
Source: RefSeq, a predicted model, not a curated record